Molecule: messenger RNA, 2727 nt
Organism: Danaus plexippus (monarch butterfly)
Lineage: Eukaryota; Metazoa; Arthropoda; Insecta; Lepidoptera; Nymphalidae
Exons: 10
Coding region: 181-1881 (566 amino acids)
Source: RefSeq, a predicted model, not a curated record
CCAGUUGACAAGUAGUGGCGCGGGAGGCGCGUAGCGCUAGGUUGUGUGUAAAAAAUAGUUUUUAACAAAAAAGUAUUUAUAUAAUAAAUAUUUCUAACGCGCGUUCAAGUCGAUAAAUUGUUUCAAUUUUGUGUAUUUUGUAUGAUGGAACUGUUGAAAGGUCGAGCUCCGUGAAUCAAGAUGGCUGCGGUCGUGUCGCUCCGAGACUUCAAACAUCCUUAUAUAAUUGCUCUUGUCCGCUGGUGCGUAUCUUCCUUCUGGUCUUCGGCAACUCUUCUGCUGCACCGCCUCAUCACGACACCAGCACCAACAGCUCCUAAGCCCAAGCCGCGUCCAGCGAACUACGACCACCUGCAUCCUGAACCGCUGGUGGAUUGCUCAGUGCUGUAUUCACCAGAUCAGCCAGAAGUUGACGUCAUCUUCGUCCACGGACUGUACGGAUCCCUAGCAAAUACAUGGAGACAAGGCGAAUGGAGGUCCAGGUAUCAAAAGGAUAUUAGGAUAGUGCCAUUGAGGCGGCCGCAUUCGACGCCAACAUGCACAUGCACAGACGAACGGACGACGUGCGGCGAAAAUGCAAAAGAAACAGGACUAAAUGAAACGAAGUCAAACGAGACGAGCUUAAAUGAAACAGGAAUAAAUGAAGGCGGAACGAAUGAAAUAAUUGAAGAAGAUGCCGCUGGUGUGAAGAAUAUAACGAAAGACGAUUUAUUUAUAACCGAAAAGUUCUACACCAACCAUCAAAUAGAAACCAUGAAUUACGAUACCCAGGCUCAGUUCGUUAGAGACUUAUUUGAUAUGGCGAACGAAGUGAAGCCGGGGGACUGUAAAUGUGAAACGAAGUGUGAAGCCGGCUGCGGCUGUCUGUGUGAUAAGUGCUACUCGCCGUGCUGGCCGCGGGACUGGUUGCAGGUGGACUAUCCGGGGGCUAGAGUGAUCUCUAUAAACUAUACGAGCGAUCCGUACCUGUGGCGACCUCUGUGGAUUAAGCCAAGUCAAAGGCUUCGUCUCCACGAGCGAGCUGAUCAAAUGAUAACCCAGCUGCUGGCGCUGGGCGUUGGAAGGAGACCCAUCAUAUGGGUUGGACAUUCGAAGGGCGGACUAUUUAUAAAACAUAUUUAUUGUGAAGCGUACGACGCGUUUACGAAGCAAAUGAGAGGCGGAGAAACAGAAUCAAAUAAACAAAAUACGAACGAAUGUAACAACGACAAUAGAAUUAAUCAUUGUAUAGACAAACACACAGACAACGAAACUGGCUGUGAUCUAUUAGAUGAAACAAAUGAAAAUGAUGCAAAUGAAAUAAAAAGAAAUGAAGUUACAUGUAAUUUAGAUAACAUAUACAAUGACGCUGUGGACUGCGGAGGCUUUAAAGGGGAACGAAUGAAUGAGGAAAUCCUUCGCCCAGAUCUUAGUGACCUGCCGUCCAUCUACCAGCAGUCAGCUGGGUUUAUGUUCUACUCCGUGCCUCACCGCGGCUCGCCGCUGGCGGACAUAAAGACGCCGGUCACAGCUCGCAGUGUGGAACUCCUGGAAAUAUGUAAAGACUGUGACCUCGUGAUGCAGCUGCACGAGCGCUGGCGUGUGGCUUCGUCCUCGCUGCCUCCCGUCCGCAGCCUGGUGGAGACGGACCGGACGCUCAUGUCCCUGCUGUAUUUGAGGAUCGUCAGUGUUGACAGCGCAGACCCAGGUGUAGGUGCCCUCCACGGCGUGUCCGUGGACCACAGGGAGAUCUGCAAGCCGACCAGCCGGCGCUGCAUCCUCUACCAGGAACUCAUGACGCUCAUGAGCACAGCCCUCCAGAAGUACGCGGAUCACGGACGUCUGGUGACGUCACAGCAGCCGCCGCCAUCUCAAUCGAACCAUCAGCAGCUCGGACUGUAGAAAAACUAUGACAACUGCUCUAUUGUGACAUUGACAUUGACAGCUGUCACAUCUAUCUGACUGACAUUGACAGUGACGUCUCAUAAUGACAUCCAGUCCCCUCUAACACAUCGUCUGUGUUGUAAAUGGUAUCUUUCAUAUUCAUAUUUUUUUUUAUUUGUUUUUCCAUAUAAAUAUAAUAUCCUUGUAUUAAUUCAUUUUAUCACAUAACUGGAUGUAAUCUUAAUAAAAUAUUAGCAACUUAUAUAUAUAAGUAUUUAAAAAAUCUUGCAAAUAAAUAGUAUUUUAAUAAACAUAUUAAUUUACAAUUUGAUUAAAAGUCUUAGUGGGCUGGAGGUUAAAGGCCCGCCUCUCACACGUGAGGGCGCGGGUUCGAAACCUGACAAGUACCAAUGUGAUCUUCAUCGAGUCAUAUGUACUUUCUAAGAGUAUUUAGACGCCACUGACGGACAGUGAAGGAAAAUAUGAGGAAACCUGGAUUUGUAAUAAAAAUUAUAAAAUUGAAAUCGCCAAUCCGUCUCGAGCGAGCGUGGUGAUUAAUGCUCUAACCUUCUCCAUGUGAGAAGACGCCUCUCAGCGGCGGGCUCCGACAGGCUGAUGAUGAUGAUGAGUAUUAAAACACGUACUAUACAUAUAACUUUCUAUGAACAACUAUCUGUAAUCUGCUUCUUGAAUAAAAAUACCUUAAACUAUGAACAUAAACCUUAUUUUCAAAUUAGUUUAUAUUAACUUAAUUGACAGUUAUAUAUUCCAUGUUCGCAUUUAAGACAGUGCAGGGUCUCGUGAAUGUUAGCAAACUAUAUAAUCUGUGUAAAUACAAUUAAAAUAUAAAUAUUUUUCAUAUAA